GGUGAGGGGAAGCUUGGAGCCACUACUUUCUAUGAGUCUUCUGUAACAGGCAGAGACACAAGGAACUCCCCUUCCUUUCCCAGCUCAGCAGCGUGACGAGGAGGGAGCAGCCCAGACACAACAUAACGCAGUGCUGGAGCUGUCAGCGCUGGGAUUCCGGGGCAGUGUGUUCAUCACCAGAUAUUUUUGACGUCUUGCAUAUUACCUGAAACGUAUCUUCGUACAGAAAAUAAGGCUAAUAACCAUUUGCCCGAAUAAUUAGGCCAGUUUCAUCAUGGAAACUCUGUCCCAGGAUUCUCUCUUAGAAUGUCAAAUCUGUUUUAAUUACUAUAGUCCUCGAAGAAGACCCAAACUGCUUGAUUGCAAACAUACUUGCUGUUCAGUAUGUCUACAGCAAAUGAGGGCUAGUCAGAAAGACCUUAGAUGCCCCUGGUGCCGAGGUGUGACAAGGCUACCCCCUGGAUAUUCUGUUUCACAAUUGCCUGAUGAUCCAGAUGUUGUUGCAGUUAUCACAAUCCCUCACACUUCAGAAAACACCCCUGUCUUUAUUAAAUUGCCAAGCAACGGAUGUUACAUGUGGCCUCUUCCUGUCACCAAAGAAAGAGCUUUGUUGCCUGGUGAUAUAGGCUGCAGAUUACUACCAGGAAACCAGCAAAAACCAGUCACGGUAGUGACUAUGCCUAUGGAACAACAACCACUGCAAGGUGCAAUGACACCAGAUAUUGGAGAGGAGGAACAUGAGAGAAGAGGAGUUGUUAAAAGUUCUACCUGGUCUGGAGUUUGCACUGUCAUAUUAGUUGCAUGUGUUUUGGUCUUCCUACUUGGAAUUGUCCUUCAUAACAUGUCUUGCAUUUCAAAGCGAUUCACUGUGAUCUCAUGUGGCUGAAAUUAAUCCUGGGGAUUUUCUAUGUACAUGUUUGGCAAAAUAUAGAAGCAGAUGUACACAGCAGCCUUGUAAACAUAAGAAAUAUCAUCUGCCAAGGGGUGGGAACUUGACAGUGUCCUUCAUUUUGGAAGACCUGUGAAAGUGUUGUUUGAACACCCUUCUACAGUGCGGUUAGAACUAAUGAAGAUUGCAUGCGGUCAUCAUUCCUUCACGGGACUUAUGUGGUACAUUUGACUAUAGGAUAGUAAGAUGACUUAAUUCUAGCUCAUUGUGCUAUGGCCAUAUUCACCAGACUGUGACCAAGUGGUACUUUCCUUAGGAAACACAUUUAGAAUGACUAUGAGAUGAAAGAAGCUGGUUUUUAGGCAGAACAGUAUUUUUUUGUUUUGCUAUCAGACAGGUAGGACAUUCUAUGUUGCAUCUUUAGAACUUCACCAACAUGUAUCUACAUACAUCUCAGGUCUUAGAAUGACAUGGCUCUUGUAUGAAGAUAGCUUUUUUCUCAUUUGCUCUUUAAACUGAUUGUCUCAUAUUAUGUCCAUCAAUAUCUUGUAUAUUUUAGGUGCCUACAAUGCAGGUGAGACUGAAUGUUAUUUAUCAAUGUUGACUUUUGCAGAUGUAUGUCACAGAAUUGUAUCAUGGUGAUGCACGUAAAAAACAUGGAUGCAAAAAUACCCACCACCUUGCAAUAAAAAAGCCCUGUUACCAUUAUUGGUGCGUCACUGUACUAAAAUAGACAACAUUUUACAUGGAAUUAGGGGUUGACUGUAAUUGCUACUUCUAGUUUCCUUCUUCCAGUUUCUACAUUCCUCUUCCUAAAUGCACCAACUGCAAUAUUUAUUUUCUAGGUAUGUCAUGUCACAUCCUUAGACCAGCAAUAUUUAUGUGCCAAAACUACAGGUGCCAUGGUUUCCGUAUUUUAACAUUGUGUACACUAUUGAAAAUUUGAGAAGAACUUUGAUAGGUUCCAAGUCAUGUAAAUUGUUUGAGGGUGCAAUAGAAUAGUCUGCGUUAGAAAAAAUAUUAUGUGACCACAUAGGUUCCUUUAAUCACAAAUUCCAGAUUUUUAGGUAGAUAUUCAAUCUGACAUCCCAUAAAUUUAGAUUAUCAGAAGUUCUAUAUUAUUACAUGAGCACGAUGGACAUACAUUUUUUUUUUUUAUGGAUAACCGUGAGCAUAUAAAAUGAUGAUCCGCCCCAAAAUAAAAUUAUUUCAAAUUAAACUUUUUUUUUAAAUUCACCUCUCUUCUGAUUGCGAGUCAUGUUCAGGGUAUACAUUGCCAUUGUGGAUGAUAGGUUAUUUCUUUGACUUUUUAAGUUUAACAUUUUAUUGUGAUGUUUUAUGUUUAAUUUUUAUAUUGCGGUUCAUAUAUAUCUAUAUAUAGCAAUGAAAUCAAUACAGUUUUAAAAGGAUUUGUUUUUCUAUAUUUUACAUUUUUUCACAUAGACUAUCUUUUUAUAUUUAAUGAAGCUUAUGAUAUCCAACAUGUUCUGUUGCUUGGUCAGUGAUAUGUGGGUUUGCAUAUACAAUUGCUAUGUAUGGAUAAUGUUAUAAGAGAUACAGUUAACCAUUUGUUACAAUAAAAGUUGCUAAUGGUCCCAUAGACAUCAUAAAGGUGAGAUUUUUUUCUAUUAUUCUAAUUCUUAUUUUCCAAGUAUACAUUAAACCCAAAUACAUGAAACCUUCUCUGAGUGGAUUUACUUUCGUAUUAUCUACAUUUAUUUCUUUUUGUUGCAUUAGAUAUAAAGUAAAAAAUGAAUGGUACACAGUCUUACUACGUAUGUACAGGCACAAUGAUUUACGGAAGACGAAGAACUGUUUAUAAUAAAAGGGGUUGCCCCAAAAUGAUAACCUCUUUAAAUAUGUCUUGCUAGGUCAUAUGGGUGUCAUAGAGGCAUGUCUCCUGGGUAGGACCCCCACUAUUAGCCAUUCUGAAGAGCUGCUCAAGAAGAGGGUAUUUGCUCUGCAAUGCCUGCAUCAGUCACUGAUGGAGAAAUGUGUUGAUUGUUCAAGAUUUCCAAU
This is a messenger RNA of Bufo bufo (common toad), 2908 nucleotides long. RefSeq names its product ring finger protein 152 (gene RNF152). Gene Ontology annotation, molecular function: ubiquitin protein ligase activity. The transcript is spliced from 2 exons. Lineage: Eukaryota; Metazoa; Chordata; Amphibia; Anura; Bufonidae. The record is from RefSeq and is a predicted model, not a curated record. The coding region runs from base 275 to 886 and encodes 203 amino acids. Gene Ontology annotation, cellular component: lysosome. Gene Ontology annotation, biological process: protein polyubiquitination; apoptotic process; negative regulation of TORC1 signaling.